AUCCGGUAACAUUUGCGUUUGAAAGUCAAUUUGGACGUCGCCGUUGAAUUACUCGUAUCACUGCUCUCGUUUCCAGUAAAAUAAGAUCAGUAUACGAAGGCUUGAUGAUGGACCUGCUGUAUCUACUGGUGUGGCUGGUUGUCCUCUUUAAUGUUGUCGCCAUUUUGAUGAUAUUGUGUGGGGAUGCAGACAUUGCUCUUCAAAUUAAGUCCAAGUUUGGAAAGUCUGUCGAGUCACUGGCUGGUCAAGUUGUUUGGAUCACUGGAGCUUCUAGUGGUAUUGGGGAAGAGCUGGCCUACGAGCUGGCUAGGGCAGGGUGUCGACUAGUUCUAUCAGCACGAAGGACAAAGGAAUUAGAGAGAGUGAAAAAGGAAUGCAUGUUAAGAGGGAGUGUUAAAGAUGAGGACAUUCUCAUACUAACCCUGGACUCUAUUGACUUUGCCAGUCAUAAAAGUGCUGUUGACAAAGUCCUUGCACACUUCAAGCAUAUAGACGUGUUGGUUAACAAUGCUGGUCGGUCCCAGCGAGCGGAAUGGAUGAAGACAGCACUCCAGGUUGACAGGGAUAUGCUUGAGCUAAAUGUUCUUGGUGUACUUUCCCUAUCCAAGCUUGUACUCCCCCAUAUGGCUGAAAGGAAGUCGGGACAUAUUGUCAAUGUUUCUAGCGUGGCAGGAAAACUGGGUGCACCACUUUCAGGAUCCUACACAGGUGCAAAACAUGCUGUACAAGGUUGGUUUGAUGCAUUGAGAGUAGAAGUGGGUGAGAAGAAUAUCUAUGUUACCAACAUCUGCCCAGGCCCAGUCUUCUCUAACAUCCUGGCGGUCGCUUUUACAGAAAAUGCUGGCGAGGAAUUAAAGAGUCAAAUGAACCCAAAUGAAAAGCGGAUGAAGACAGACCGCUGUGCUUAUCUGAUGGGGGUCGCCAUUGCCAACAAGAUGUGGGAAGUUUGGAUCACAAGGAACCCUGUCCUUCUGUUUUGCUAUGCAAACCAAUACCUACCCAAUGUCGCAAAAUGGAUGGGCUGCAGAAUGGGCCUUAAGGCUAUUCAGAAGAUAAGAGAAGGACAGAAUUGAUACUUCUUGGAGGAAAACUCAGAUAUCAUAACUUUUUUAUUGGGCCAGUCUUGACACCUAUGGUUUAUACUAUUUAGUAUUCAAUGCUUACACAGAUCCAAUAUCUAGAUAUCACUGUGAGUUAUAAAUGUUUAUUGUUGAAUUUUGUAACGUUUAUGUGAAUGGUACUUAUUUAAAGUAAAGAUGAACUUGUUUAAAACCCCGGUAAAGAAAGUAAAAUAUACUUAAUAUUGUGAUGUAUGACCAAUUUUAUCCACAGAGGGUUACCGGUGAUUUAUAACAACUGUAGGAUUUGAAAUCCAUGAUUUCAGUUUUCUGUAGCAUAUGUAGAAAUAGUGAAAGUUGUAAAGGGAUAGGUGUGCAUGAUAAGUUAGACUUCUUGGUACACACAGUAAUGUGAAUCAUGUCAUUCUAAAAACAUCAUACUACAAGUUUAGGAGAUGAUGUGGCAUUUACCAAUUAUGAAAUAUUAUUGUAAAGAAUAGAACAUUCUUAAGAUUAUUGCACCAGUUAAAAAAAAAAGUAGAGCUAACAUUGUUUUAUCAUCUUAUCGAUAUUGAUAAAUGAGUGGUACCAAUAUUUAAAAAUAUUUUUAAAAAUCUAAAACUUUUCAUUGUUUCUCAAAACUAUUGCUUUAUCAAAAACACACAUAUUUUACAAUGUUUUUACAUGUAGGUGUAUUUUUAAUGGAAAUAUUUAGUUGAAAUGUCAAUGGAAAUGUUUUGUGUGGUGUAAGUCUAAUUGUUGUGAAUUAAAUUUGCAUGCAAGGGCUUUGUUUAUUGUUUAGAAAUAUGCUGCCUGUCUUCAGAUGAAGAGAUGGUUAUUGUUUCUAUAAGUAGCACACAGUUACUGUUAGGACUCAGUAUAUCAAAUUGAAACUUUAUUAUUCAACGUUAUUACCAGACAUUCUGUCUACUGUUUCUUUAGACAGUUAUGGAAAUUGAUCUGAAACUUGUAUAUGUUCACUAAAUUGCUGUAACCUUCAGACCACAAUCUUAAUUCAUUUGAAUAAUAACAGUUAAGAAUAUGCACAAGACUACAUAGCUUAGUGUGAUGUCACUUGUCUGGUAGUGUGCUGGAAUUAAGUACCCAACCAUUUCUAUAAGCAAGUGUCCUGAAGCAAUCUUCAGUCUAGAUGGAUUGAAUGUGUUUUAAAUGUCGAUCAUGAGAAGUGGAGUAAAGACAAAAGGUUUAAGGUCUUGGUCAUUACAAUGAUAUACAUAUAUAUAUAUAUAGUUUUUUUUUUUAUAAUUUGCUACUUUAGAGAACCAUGUUUUAUACCCAAAAAUCUUAUGUAAUAACAAUCUGGAAUGUCACAAAUAUCAAAUGUAUUUCAAAUUCUAUCAACUGUUAGUAAAGUUAUUUAGUAUGUGUCUACACAUUGUAGAUGAUUAUUAAGUUUUCUCCUCUGUUUUUACAAAAUUGUUGACUUUCUACGUCAUAAUGAUUGUCAACAUAUUUUGUUUAUGACUCUGUGUGGUUUUUUUUUACUAUGUUCCUCAACUGAAAUGUCAACACAAUUCAAUGGUAACAAUACAUAAAGCUUAAAAAUUAUUUUACAUGCAUGUACAUUUUAUGAUCUAGUCAGUAUAAAAAAUCAGUGUUUUGUACGAUGUUACAUUACCUUUUACAGCAGGACUGAAAUAUCUUGUUAAAUCAUAAAUGGCAGUGAAAUGACCCAAUGUACAAUUUGAAGCAGUAUUUGUAAGUGAAAUGUAACGAUGUGCAUAGCAAAAAUGUGCUAUCACAUGUCGUUGAAAUGUUAUUUUUAUCAGACUGCUAUAUGCAAGUUCAGUGUGAUAAUUGUGAUUUUCAGGGUUUUUUGUUUUUUGUUUAUUUAUUUUGCUCAUUUUAUGCAAAUGAGAUCAUUUAAGAUUAAAGAACAUUAAACUAAAAUUCAAUGUGUUUGGCAUCGAAGAGCAGUAAAUCCAGAAUGCUAAUUAGUGUCUGGUGGAACAACACACUAUUUACUUAGUUCUCUCACCGUUUUCUUCUAUUGGUAUUCUCAAGCUGAUUUUCUCAGAAUGUUUAUGUAGACAGUAGCUGAACAUAUUUCUUUCUACUUCUGAUCCAUGUGAUAGAUGUUGUUUCAAUAGCUAAGUGAGACUAUUAAGCGUCAAGAUGUGUGUGGGUGUUGUAGGUUGUGAAUUAUAUAGAAACUCAGUAUUGUGUUUGUAGAGCAUACUGUUAUGGUAAUGAUUGUACUGUAUUGUCACAAUGAACCUUGUAAAUUAUGUUCUGGAUUACAAGAUGAGGGACCUGACGACUGAAACAAGUCAAUGUCGUAACUUUGCUUGGACUAGAGUACCUACAGUGAUUUUUAGUUUUUGUCUAAUUUUGUUUUUCCAUCUCUUCUUUAUCUAAAUUUAUAAAAGUCGAUGACAAACAUUAAAUUUCUUUAGGAAUAUGCAAUGACUUUUUUGAUAUCUUAAACUGCACUAUUUUGUCCAUUAGACAAUAAAAGAAAAUGUGUCUGUUCCAAUAAAGAACUUUAA
Molecule: messenger RNA, 3568 nt
Organism: Ylistrum balloti
Lineage: Eukaryota; Metazoa; Mollusca; Bivalvia; Pectinida; Pectinidae
Product: dehydrogenase/reductase SDR family member 7-like
Exons: 9
Coding region: 105-1073 (322 amino acids)
Molecular function (GO): oxidoreductase activity
Source: RefSeq, a predicted model, not a curated record